AAAGACUCCAUUGCGUCACUUUAGUUGGACCUAAGUAAAAUGAGCUGCAUCGCAAAAAGAUAAAAAAUAUAUAUCCUGAACUGUCACAGUACCUUUAUUUUCCCAGCAGGAUCAUAGUGUACAGUUUUACUUUUACGAAACCGGAAGUUGUCAAAUAUUCCACAUGUUUGUGCAAAUUAUCAGAUCAGUUUGAUUUUUUAAUUGUUCGUCAAUAAAAUCAUGACUAGAAAGAAGAAGCAAUCGGCACGGAAUUCAAGACCAAAGCGUUCAAAGGAAGAAUGGGAGGCAAUGAAGAAAGAGAACCCAGAGCUGGCAGGGAAAGGCUAUGUGUUGGCACUGAAGAAAAAUGAAAUGUUUGAAAGAUAUUACAGUGGUAUAGGUAUUGUUCCAGAUGGGGAAUGGGAUGCCUUUAUGGGAGCAAUGAGGGAACCGUUACCAACAACCUUUCGUGUAACUGGCUCACGCAACCAAGCAGAACAGAUUUUAAAGAUCCUGAGGGGCCAGUACUUCAACAAACUUGUCUCAGCAGGGGGAAGCACUGCCAGGGUUGAGCCUAAGUCAUUGCCAUGGUACCCAAAUGGCCUUGCUUGGCAACUGGAUAUCACAAAGAAACAGAUCAAGAAUGACAGCACUAUGAAAAGCCUUCAUGGGUUUCUCAUCUCAGAGACAGAGAGUGGUAACAUCAGUCGUCAGGAAGCUGUGAGCAUGAUUCCACCUCUAGUCAUGGAUAUUAAGCCACAUCAUAAGAUACUGGACAUGUGUGCUGCACCUGGUUCUAAGACAGCCCAGCUUAUUGAGAUGCUUCACAGUGAUGACAAUGUACCAGUUCCUGAUGGAUAUGUAGUGGCUAAUGAUGCCGACAACAAGAGAUGCUACCUGAUGACUCAUCAAGUGAAAAGACUGCAGAGCCCAAACUGUAUGAUUAUCAAUCACGAUGCUCGAAUUCUUCCCAACAUGUUUACUUCCAAAUCAGAGGAUGCAGAAGUCAUCAAGUAUGACAGAAUACUGUGUGAUGUUCCUUGCAGUGGUGAUGGGACUGUGAGAAAGAAUCCAGACAUUUGGAGCAAGUGGCACAUAAACGGUGGAUAUAAUCUUCACAGAAUACAGAAGAAGAUCUUACAACGUGGGCUUGAGCUGUUGGCAGUGGGAGGUAGACUGGUGUAUUCGACAUGCUCUCUUAACCCCAUAGAAGACGAGGCCGUCAUCUUGACCCUCAUCAAGCAAUGUGCUGGUGCAGUUGAACUUGUUGAUGUGAGCGACAAAUUGAAUGGCCUCAAAUACUGCAAGGGCACUUAUAGUUGGAAGUGUAUGAGCAAGAGUGGUGUUUGGUACGAGAGUGAGGAGCUGGCUGCUAAACAGUUUGUGAACUCCUGGGAUACAACAAUCUUCCCCCCAAUCAUUACAGAGGCACAGGACGCCAAACUCGAGAGAUGUAUCCGAGUGCUUCCCCACCAUCAGAACACAGGGGCAUUUUUCAUAGCUGUUCUAGAGAAGAAGAGUGAAUUACCCUGGGUCUCAGCUAGGUCAAGCAGAAAGGCAGACCCUUUAAUAAACAAGGAAGGUAGCAAAGAUGAAAGUGAGAAAAAGUUGCCAGGUGCGGAGCAUAUAAUAUUUUCUGUGAGGGGCAGGAAAGGAGGAUUCCACUUUGCCAAGUGUAAGCUGUGCAAUACCCUACUGCAGGGCAAAAAUGACUACAACAGUCACAGACAUGGGAGGAAACACAAGAUGAAUGUGGAGAACUUUGAGGCAUCAAAGAAUGAGAAAGACACAGAUGGAAAUAGUACCACAGAAAAAAGUGAAACAAGUCAAAUUGAUGGUGCCAUAAUUGAGAUGAACCAAAAUGGAGCUGAACAUGAAAGUAAUUUACCAGCAGGGGAGGCCAAAAUAACCGCAAGUGAGUCAGAUUUACCAAAAGGUGAAUCAGAUUUACCAAAAAGUGAAUCAGAUUUAACAAAAAAUGAAUCUGAUUUACCAAAAAGUAAAUCAGAUUUACCAAAAAGUGAAUCAGAUUUGAUAAAAAGCAAAUCAGACCUACCACAAAGUGACUCAGACGUAAACAAAAGUGAAAGUGUGGGAGCAAAAGGGGAUCAUGCCGAAAAGAGAAAUGAAAGGGAAAACAGUGGGUCAGAACCUCCUCCUGCUAAAAAGAUGAAAACUGCGGAUGACAGUGAUGAUGAUGUUGAUGAAAUUCCAGUGGUUAUUCACGGACAUAGGGAGGACCCAUUCAUUUUCUGUUCUAAGGACGAUCCAAUAUGGCCAGCUAUCAAGGAGUUUUAUGACUUAGAAGAUGGAUUUGGUGUGGAACAGAUCAUGUACAGAAACAUGAAACGGAGUUUGUACUAUGUCUCCAAGAUGGUUCGAAGUGUUGUCAUCAACAACGAUGAUAGGGUCAAGUUCAUCAAUCUUGGAGUCAGGGUUUUUUCCAACGCCCCCUCUCCUCUGGUCCCCAGCUGUGACUUCAGACUCUCACAGGAGGGCCUUUUGUCAAUAGCGAAGUUUGUCCAGGGCCGACGUUUGACCUGCACCAGACAAGACAUGAUCACGAUUCUGAGCUCAGAGAACCCCUUCAUCUGUAAACUAAGCCCACUGGCUCAGGAGGUGGCACACACCAUGGAUCCUGGAAGUGCAGUGUUUCAUUUUACUCCGACUGAAAGUGACCCAGAGCCAAAUGUUGACAUAAUAUUCUGUGGAUGGCGAGGGAAGACCUCCGUACGCUCGUUUGUGGACAAAGACCUAAGGUCCCACUACCUGAGAAUGUGUGGCGUAGAGUUGGCAGAGCUGCAGGCCAAAGUGAAGCAGUUCAAAGAGACUAAAUCCAUGUCUGAGUCUAGCCCAGCUAGCCCACAUGGGAGUGCGGCGGGCAGGGAAACUCCGCUGGGCAUCCCCUCAGGAGAUGAGGCUGAGGUUACCCAGUGGAACCAAGGGCAGGAAGACCAGCGAUGUACAGAGGCAGAUGAAAUGGAAGAGGAUUCAGAAUCUACUCCACCCGAGUUGGAAAAAGUUUCCAUGGAAACGAUGGACACUGGGAAAGAAGGGGAAGCCAAAAACUGAGACAUGGAGGGAAAAAUGUAUUUUUAAUACAUUUGCUUUGGUGUGCUGGAAAUGCAGCGAUGCAAUCUAUAAGGUUGCAUACUACCUAACAAUGAUAUCAAGAAGCGAUUUCAUUCUGUAAUUGCAUUUUAUAAGCCUGUUUAUAAAACAGGAUGUGUAAUAAUUUUACCUGCAUCGGGCUGGUGACAUCUAGUAUGUUGUCAUCUCAAUAACUGAAGAAGCCUUUGUCCAAUCAUCAGCAAAUUUGGUCAGAAUGUGUAUUGGUAUAAUAUCUCAGACAAGUUUAAUAACCAGCCAGAUCCCUCUUGUCACUCGAGAGUUAUCAUACUUUAAUUAUAUAAAUUGCCGCAAAUUGGUCUUGUCUGAUCAAUAACAUUUUAAGCUUUUGUCCAAUCAUCACCAAAUUUGGUCAGAAUAUGUAUAAACAUAGUAUCUCAAACAAGUUUGAUAACCAGCCAUAUUGCUUGAAUCAUUCAAAAGUUAGCAUCCUUUAUUUUUAGAAAUUACCUUUAAUUGGUCUUGUCUGAUUAAUGACUAUAGGAGCCUUUGCCCAAUCAUCACCAAUUUUGGUCAGAAUGUGUAUGGGCGUCAUAUCUUGGUCAAGUUCAAUAUCCAGCCAUAUUGUUUGAGAAAUUAGAAAGUUGAGGCCCUCCAAUUAUAGAAAUCCCUAAAAUCAGUCUUGUGUGAUCAAUAAAUUAAGAUCCUUCCUCUAAUCAUCAUACAAUUUGGUCAGAAUGAGUAUUGGUAGAAUGUCUUGGUCAAGUUUGAUAACCAGCCAUUUCACCUCAGUUACUCCAGAGUUAUGACCCUUGCAUGACAAAAUCUGUAUUUACAGUGUCCUAAAAUAAGGAUGGCAUAUUUUAUGACACAUAGAACUCUUGUUAAAAAAAUAAAAUUUUGUAGAUGUGAAAAAUAUGGCCUAAUGAAACACUAGGCUUACAGAAAAGUAUGAAGUACUUACCACAACUCAAGUUGAUAACACUGUGUUGAUGAAAUAUGUCUAACUUGCUGUUCUCAUGAUUUAAAUAAAAAACAACAUCA
Mya arenaria is the source of this 4092-nucleotide messenger RNA. RefSeq names its product RNA cytosine-C(5)-methyltransferase NSUN2-like. The transcript is spliced from 24 exons. Gene Ontology annotation, biological process: tRNA methylation. Bases 220 to 3051 code for a protein of 943 amino acids. Gene Ontology annotation, cellular component: cytoplasm; nucleus. Gene Ontology annotation, molecular function: tRNA binding; tRNA (cytidine-N5)-methyltransferase activity. The record is from RefSeq and is a predicted model, not a curated record. Lineage: Eukaryota; Metazoa; Mollusca; Bivalvia; Myida; Myidae.